Molecule: messenger RNA, 1071 nt
Organism: Panonychus citri (citrus red mite)
Lineage: Eukaryota; Metazoa; Arthropoda; Arachnida; Trombidiformes; Tetranychidae
Exons: 2
Coding region: 91-927 (278 amino acids)
Source: RefSeq, a predicted model, not a curated record
CAAAACAACUUUCAGAUUCUUGUUUUGAUAAACUGAAUCUUCAUGAACCACUGAGUUUUCAUCUUGUUUAUCAUCAGAACGAAAUUAAUCAUGGCUCGUAGGGGCAAAGGAAAGUGUAAAAUUGUUGAAGAUGAAUGUGAAUAUAAAUAUAAUGAAAAAGAGCAACUACUUAAAGCCUUGAAAGAGAAUGGACCAAGUGUUAUCUCCGAUUUGGAUUUACUGAAAACAUAUUUACCAUCAAAUACUCUGCCUGAGAUUAAAUUUUUGAUUGAAUCGUACGAGAAAAAAGGAAGGGAAUUAAGCCAGAGAGAGAAUUUUAUUGAUUCGUAUCCAGAGAUGAAAAAUAUCGCUCAGUGGUCAUCGAUUAUUUCCUAUUGUGUUCCAUUUGAUGCCAAGUGUGACGAUUUCUCGCAAACAUUGAAAGAUGUUUUUGUAGAAAUGGGAAAACUUUUCUCCACCAGAUCAGGAUCCAUGGAGAAUAUAAAUAUCGACGAAAAUGGUGGUGAAAGUACGAGCUGUAUUCAUGACGAAGAGAAGGUUAAUUAUCAAGCUGUUCACUCUUAUUUUCAAUCAAUACUCGACGGAAGAUUUCCAGUUAAACUUGAUGACCGUGAAGCAUCAAUUGUUUUGGCCAUAAUCGAAAAUUUGAUUGAAAUGGUUGAGUCAGUUGAUGAUAAAGAUGAGAAAGAUUUUUUAACCUCUGAAGCCUGGUGGUUGCCCGGACAAGCCAACGGAUUGACAUCCAAUCCUCAGGUUGAAGGAACAAUCAACGAACCUCAAAUAAGCCAAAAUUUAAACCAAAAUCGACCGGAAUGCUAUGAAGAUUUACCUCGAAUUAGAAAAAUUCGUGAAUGUCUAAACCCUUUAAAAAUCCCUAAGAACAUUUUAGAUCAAAAUCACGAUUUAAUGACCACUUUUCUAAGUUAAGAUUUUGAUUCAUUGCAAUUCAGAUUGUGAUCUUUUCAUUCACAUUCAAUGUUUUAUGCCUUCGGAUUGAUGUUUUUUUUAAACGACUAUUUCAUAUGAAUUAAACUUGAUACAAUUAAAGAGUUUCGAGCUUGAAAAAAUAAA